This is a messenger RNA of Xenopus tropicalis (tropical clawed frog), 2895 nucleotides long. It is a transcript of the gene hbegf, whose product is annotated as heparin-binding EGF-like growth factor. Bases 218 to 805 code for a protein of 195 amino acids. Gene Ontology annotation, cellular component: plasma membrane; extracellular region. Lineage: Eukaryota; Metazoa; Chordata; Amphibia; Anura; Pipidae. The record is from RefSeq and is a predicted model, not a curated record. The transcript is spliced from 5 exons.
UAAGUUCUUAGUCAAGGAAGGGAGUGGCCGCCCAUAUUUUAAGCAAAGCAUAUGCCGCCCUACUGUGCCUCCCCGCAGCCAGUCCCACAGCGCGUCCAUUCAGUGUGCGGGCCGACUCACUCAGCUGCAUGGCCCCUACCGAGCGCUCUGCUCUCUCCCGUCUCUGUCCCGCCUGUGUCUCUCAUUCACUCGCCCCCUGCGCUUCUCCUAACUGAACAUGAACUUCAUGAAACUUGCUCUGCUGCUUCUCCUGCAAGUCUCCUAUGUGUUUGUCUAUGGAGCGGUGAUAGGGGCGCAUCAGAAUGAAGUUUUCAGUAAAGCCACAAGCGACUUUGCACCGGCUGGGGAAAGUUUCCAGUAUGAAGAUAAAAGAGUGUUUACAGUAGGAAACCACAUCGUUGCCUCGCCAAGGGCGGUUUCACCCUCAAAGCCACUGAGCACAGAACGACAAAAUAAAGGUCAAAACUCAAGAGGCAAGAAAGGAAAAGGAAGGAAAAGAGAUCCUUGUAAAAAAAAGUACAAAGAUUAUUGCAUUCAUGGAGAAUGUCGAUACAUCAAAGCAAUUAAGGCACCAUCCUGUGUAUGUCAAACAGAUUAUCAUGGUGAGCGAUGCCAUGCACUUACCCUUCCACUGGAAAAUCCUUUAAAUCCAUAUGAUCACACCACAGUCUUGGCGGUAGUAGCGGUUGUUCUCUCAUCGGUUUGUUUAAUUAUUAUUUCAUCCUUGCUAAUUUUAAGGUACCAUAAAAGAGGAGCUUAUAAUGUGGAAAAUGAGGAGAAAUUAAAACUUGGAAACACUGCAUAAAUAUGAUUCCUUGUCUUUAAAACUGACAUGACAUCACAUUUGGAAUAGAAAAGUUACGGGUUGAAUUUUUUUUUGCUUUUAAUGCAAACUUUUCGCCUGGAUUGUGUCCACGUCUUUGUGAUUGUACGACAUCUGCCUGAGAGGAAGAUUGACAUUUGAAUUCCGAAUUCACUAAUAGACAUUUUAAUAACCAAAUAGAUGAAUUGCAAGUAUUCAUACACACCUUUGACCUGAAGAACUAGGUGCUCCCAUGAAUUAAUUGGGUUUUUAUUUUUAUAGUAUUUUUUAUGAAAAAACUUUACUUCAGCGUAGAAAGCAAUAUAAUGCCCUAAAAUCACCCCCCAUGUGAACAGAAGCAUUUUCAUUUAAGGCACUUUUCCAGUAUAUAGCAAAGUGGUCCUAUGUCAGUUUAGACCUUCCACUGACAAGCUGUAUCUAUUAAGCCCCUGGCUUGUUAUUCUAAAGAAUGUUAAGUGUGCAGCUGAACACGCUGAGGGGGGAAUUUAGGCUAGUGUUGGUCUCUGGCAAUGUGAAUAAAUGACAAAGGAGGGAAAUACUUUUUCAUACUUGUAACCCAAAUGUUUCUUUAGAAAUGACUUGGAUUUAUAAUAUGUAAACAAAAGUUGCUGCAGGUUUUUCUGCAUUAGGUUCCUAAUGAAAAGAAGGAUUUAAAACCGCAUUCAUUUUUCUGUUGGUAAUAGUAGCGAUAGUGGUAUCAGAAUGUAACUCGGUGAAGGACAUCUGUGUAUUUGCAUCUGUCCUAAAUAAGCCUGAAAAUGUUUUGAUGAAUUGCUGUGUAUCGCAUGUGAGCAUAAAGGUAGAGAGAUGUUUCUAAUGGAAGAAAGUAUAGUUUGAUUGAGUUUGUACCAUUCAAAACACCCUCACACUUUUGGGGUAUAUAUAUUCAAGGGGAUAGAACUGACUUCAACACAGUUUGUCACAGGGGAGGUCCACAACCCUCUUUUACUUUCAGAUUUCCUAUCGGUAUUUAUAGGUUAUCUAAACAAAAGGCAGCCCUUGUAGAAACAAUAUGCCCUACGAAUAGGGAUUAAAUAGAAAUCCACCACUAUGUAUGAAUUAUACAUUGGUUAGAUAACUGAUAAUUAAACCUACACGCUUAGGGUACACUUAGGGAUCGAGGGUUAUCACUCAAGGUCAGUACCACUGAAUUUUUAUAUGUAAAAUAGCAUCAUGGAUUGGAUUGAUAUUUGACAAAUGGAUAGUUUAGGAUUAAUUAUUUUACAGAAAUGUAAAAUUACUGAAGUGAUGCUACCUGGCUGAUCAUUUGAAACUAGUAGCUCUUACUAAACAUUUGAUGAGCUAUUUCAUUACAUCUGCAAACGGAUACUGUUUCUGAAGAUCUAGUCAAGAGAGAAUUUGUUGGGCCCAGACAACACUGACUUCACUCAUGCAAGCAGUGCUACUUACUCUAAGGGAAUAUGGCCUACAGGCAAAUAUAGUUUACAGUCUAGUUAAAAGAAGACCACACAGUGACACAGAUGGAUCUUAUGUAUAUUAGCAUAUGGAUAAGAGUGCUAUGGCUGUGGUAUAUCUCUUAUUUGUUGUUGGAUAAAUGAAUGCCCUCGCCAAUCUAGUGGUUCAUGACUGUCCAUGUUUGGUUGAUGUCUAUGGUAAACUUGUCACUGGCAGUGAUUGUGGAGGAGGGUUUCUGUGUUAGAAAUGUAUUGCAGAGGUAUUCAAACAUGUGGCUCAUUUGCCAUUACAGUGCAAUUUUGCAACUGGACCCAAACUGCUAUUGUUCUACCUGCAGCUGGCAAAGCAGAGUUUAAGUUCCCUGGUCCUGUAUUUGGUCAGGCCCACCUAAGUCAGUAAGAGUGUUACAGAUACACAACCCAUUUAUGUUAGAAUUGCCCCCUAUAGUUCUAGAUGUAUCCAUAUGAGAAAGUGAGCAUUUACUCUAGGGCAAAGUGCACACAGUGUUUUGAUUGCUGGCAAUCAAACACUGCUCCCUGCUACAGACAUUUGCCCAUUUACAUGAAAGGGAAGCACCACAGGCCAUCCUGCUCUGCUUCAUUUUCAGUGCUUCUCAUGGAUAAGAAUAGGCUGUUAUCCGUGGCAAUCAGCAGCAA